ACUUAUACUGUACAGCACACCAGUUGUUAUGGGCAACUGUUGCCUAGCAACAGUAAAAUGGCUUCUUCUGAUUCUGACCUUGCUGAAUGUUACAACUUUGAGUCAAGCUGGGUAUUGUCAGGUGCAAAAACUCUCCCGCGAUGAAGUUCCGGCGCCAUGCAACCAGAUCCUGUCCAUGAUUGUCAACUCGUUCACCUUGGAUAAGGUCAAGUCGAACUUCAGUGAGGACAUGACAAACGAACAAAUGCAACAACUCAUUAUUGGCGCGGAUGACACAGUCACCUGCUACUUCUACAAGCAAUAUGAGACGACGGUGCAACAAUGCUGUGACGGUUGGAUCGGGCAAUCCUGCAAUAUAGCGUCCUGUGAUCCCGAGUGUGAAAACGGAGGCUACUGCUUCGAGCCAAAUAGCUGCCACUGCCAACAUGGUUAUGUCGGUUAUGUCUGCAGUGAUCUUGCGGCCCAGGAAAACCAACACGAACGGUACUGUUACGCGAGCAAUGACUGUAACGGUCAACGAUUGGCGCUCUACAAGGAUUCGACAGUGGCCAAGGAUAACUGCUGCGCCAGCGGCGGCUCCGGCUGGGGAGUCAGCGGUAUACAAUGUGACAAGUGCCCUACAGGAACUGGAAAGGGCCUGUCGUCCGUUGACUUCUCUACAUGUUUGAAUUUUGGGCUCGCAUAUUUCCGCACAUUUGACGGCCUUGAGUACGAAUUUAUGGGAAGAUGCACGUACAUUUUGGCGGAAAACAAGCAGAAAGCUUGGCACGUGGAAGUUACACCCGUCAACUGUGAUACAUUUGCGACGUGCACCAAGAGGGUUAAAGUGUACCGUGACCAGGGAGAUUCGGUAACGACUGAGGGUCGAAGCAUCUGGGUGAAUGGAAUUCUUGUCCAACCACUAAACGGCGAACCAUAUCUGACUCCCAACAGAACAUUCACAAUCAACUACAACGGUAUUUGGACGCACAUAUGGGGCGCUUUUGGUUUGCAGGUGCGCGUUGACUAUGACAACACAGUUUACGUCACAGUCGAAAAGAACAAGAUAAUCGAUGACACAAUCCAAGGACUCUGUGGAAAUCUGAACGAAAUUGGAACUCGAGAUGACGAGUUCAUCUCCCGAGUCGGGCUGAUCGCAAGUAGCGCGGCUGGAUUCGGCAAUUCUUGGAAGGCAGUGGAUAGCCCAUAUGUGUGUGAGGACGCCGGCUCGGUGCUACACCACUGCGACACCGCUUAUGUAGAAUGGAUUUUAAGGGCCGAGAGCGAAUGCUCCAUCCACAAUUCUUCCGAAUUCGCUGGCUGCAACGAUAUCGUUUCCCCAGACACGUGGUUCACCAUGUGUCGGAACUACUUUUGUGGCGCAAGCACUGAAGAAGAAGGACAUGCCGCGAAAUGUCAUUCCGCCGAGAUGCACGCUCGCGAGUGUUCCGACCACGGGGUAAUGGUUCAGUUUAGGGCGGAAGCGGAUUGUCCAAAACAAUGUCCAAUCGGUUUCGAGUAUUCUGAAUGUAUGUCGCCAUGUCCACGCACUUGCAAAACACUUCACGAGGAGCUGCCGGCCUCGUGUAUGUCAUCUUGCGAGACUGGAUGCCGGUGUCCGGACGGAAAAUACCUGCAGGACGGCGUGUGCGUACUUCCGGACGAGUGCGAGUGUGACUAUCACAAGACGCGCUACAAGAGCGGUGCUACCCUCACCAUAUCAUGCAAUACCUGUAAAUGUGAGCGAGGUCAAUGGUCGUGCUCGGAACACAAGUGCAGCGCCACCUGUAGCGUGUACGGUAUGUCGCACGUGCGUACGUUCGAUGGCAAGGAGUACGAAUUUGUGGCAACACCCUGUGAAUACCACCUGGUUCAGCCGGUAGAUGAGAUAAUUGACGACCAGCGCUACGACCUCAAGAUUGAGCUAUUCCAUACGAAGUGUGGACAAAACUUGCUCGACGGCCUCUACUGUAUUGGAGGCAUCCGUCUUCAAACCAUGGACAACAACGUUACCAUCCGUGGUGGAAUUCUUGACGCGCCAGACAUACUCCUUAUCAAUGACGUCGAUUAUUCCGGAACAAUUAACGUUCAGCCGUACAUUUCACGUCAUAUUUACGUCAAACAGGCAUCAUCACUAUUCAAGCUGAUACGUGGAUUUGGGUUCCGGAUCUUGUACGGGUUUAGGAGAAUCUAUGUCAGUCUGGAUCCGUUCUUUGAUAACCGGGUCCAAGGCCUGUGUGGAAAGUUCAACUAUCGCGCCGAUGAUGAGUGGACGAUGCCCAAUGGCGCGCUCGCUUCAAAGGCGGGAGACUUCGUUGGAAACUAUAUGUUCCCGAGCACGUGUACGCAGCACGGGAACCCCGUGGACGUCCAGUGUGGAGGCGAUAACACAACAACAUUUGUUGAUAGCGCGUGCAUGCCGCUCUUAGAUAAUGAAGAUAUGUGGGCGACGUGUCGGGACUUGGUCGAUUUCAACGCCUACUACCACAAGUGUAGGCGAGAUUCUUGUGGUGUCAGUCAUCUUAACAACUUUGUGCCUUCGUGUAUCAUAAUGUCUGUUGCGGCCCGGGAAUGCGCGUCUAAGGGUGCAGACGUGAAUGAUUGGGUGAACCAUCAUUCUAUCCAAGGCCGAUGCGAAACGUAUACGCUCUGUAACAACGUCUACCCGGGUUCCCAAUACCACGAAUGUGCGUCGGCUUGUCGCACGCAUUGUAGAGAUAUGGAGCUGGCUGACAGCGCCUGCCUGGAUGAGUGUAUCCCUGGAUGCCAUUGCCCAGCCUCACAGCUGAUAAGCGAUGAGGCGACGUGUGUAAAUGUUGAGGAGUGCACCUGCUAUGACAAACUCGACACUACUCAGCAUAUACGCUCUGCGGGAAGCAAUGUGCAGCGCUUAUGUGAGAACUGUACAUGUACAAAUGGCGCUUGGGACUGCACGGAAUUGCCCGGAUGUGACGUUACAGUAAUUUGCCCGCAUAAUCUGACGUACUAUCAAGAUUCGCAUGUAUGUCAACACUCUUGUGUUGACGCAAACGAUGCAUGCGAUCUGAACUACGAGUUUACAGGAUGUGGGUGUCCCGAAAACUUUGUUAUGUCGCCGGAGGGAGUUUGCAUUGAGUCCCAGCAUUGCCCAUGCCAGUAUAACUAUGCCUGGUACCAGCAAGGCGCAUUGAUCCACCUCGGCUGCAAAACAAUGCGAUGCGAACAACAAAAAUGGGUUGUUGUAAGCGAGACGGACUGCGCAGGUACAUGUUGGUCUUCGGGAGACCCUCACUACUAUACCUUUGACGGGAAGGAGUAUUCGUUCCAAGGCGAGUGUACAUAUAAACUGGUCGAUGCCAUGGAUGGGACUUUUCAGGUUAUUGUAGAAAACAUCCCCUGUGGUACCACUGGCGUCACCUGUACGAAGAAAGUUACCCUGAAAUACCUCCAGAAUGAAGUAGUAAUGGUUAGAGGCAUUCGGCCUACCAUUAACAACUUCACCUUACCAUCGGACGAAUACACGUACGGUAAUAUUGAGCUUACGAGGGCGGGCUUGUGGUUCUUUGUGAAGAUAGAUGACGACAUCACAGUGCAGUAUGAUGAAGGUACACGUGUGGUUGUCCAUCUUAACCAGCGAUGGCAAGGCCAUGUGACAGGACUGUGCGGAAACUUCAACGGGGAUAAGGAGGACGAUUUCGGUGACGCUGCAAAUGCCGUGGAGUUUGGAAACAAAUUCAAAACCACGACACAAUGCGCAGAUGUUCAAACGGUUUCUCCCGUGGAAAUGGAGCCAUGCUAUAGUGUGGAACACCGUAAGAUCUGGUCCCAGGACUCGUGCAUGAUUAUCAAGGCCGGGGAGACUUUUGCGGAGUGCAGGAAUGUCGUGGACGAAACCACCAUGAACAUGGCGUAUGACGAAUGUCUCUUUGACGCAUGCAGGUGCGACAAGGGCGGUGACUGUGAAUGUCUCUGUACGGCCAUUGCAAACUUCGCUGAAAUGUGCAACCAACAUGGCGUCCCGGUGAAGUGGAGGACUCAAAGCCUAUGCCCGAUGCAGUGCGAGAACAGUUACGAAUACAGCCCCUGUGGCGCCCCAUGUCCUCAGACGUGCCACAAUAUAGGAGACGAGCCUGCAGACUCUUGCAUCGCUACUUCCUGUGUUGAGGGCUGCUUCUGUCCCGAGGGAUAUGUCCAGUCCGGUGACUCAUGUAUUCCUGCGACGGAGUGUCCAUGUUACCAUGACAACGUACAAUAUCCUGUCGGCACAGUCAUUAUCGUGAGCAGAUGCGAAAACUGCACAUGCGCACACGGGAAAUUCCUGUGCAAGCUGGAUAACUGCACAUGCGCAGACGACGAAUUCCUGUGUAAUAAUGGCGACUGUGUCAACUCCACACUGGUUUGUGAUGGACACCUUGACUGUUUCGACGGCUCGGAUGAAGUUGAUUGUGCUUGUGAGGCAGGAAUGUUCCAAUGUGAUAACGGUGACUGUGUUUUCCCGGGUGAUGUCUGUAACGGAAUUGAAGAUUGUGCAACAGGAGAGGAUGAACGCGAUUGUGCCACCACGUGUCAAACAAACGAGUUCCAGUGCGAUAAUGGGCUAUGUAUAUCCCUGGAGCGCCAUUGUGAUGGACAUAAUGAUUGUGGUUCAUUUGACGACUCAGAUGAAGCCGGAUGCAUAUCUACGUCUGUGUCGACUCCCGUUGUCACGUCUUCUGUAUCAACAUCAUCUACAUUAACGACGCCCUCGCUUACAGCAUCUCAGACAACCCUUGAAACAACACACCCUUCAUCUGCCACCACAGGAGUUGGUACACAAACAUCGACAGUUUCUCAUCAGACAUCGGCGUCUUCGUCGUAUGGUACCACGCGUCUAACAACACAACGGUCUCCUUCUAUGGAGGCUGGUGCAGAUGCAGGGGCAGGGGCAACAGCCGUACCGGUAUAUCCGGAGGAAGUUUUAACAGAAGCGCCAGUGAUCACUAAUCCAAUCUUUGGCAUAUCAACUCCCAGCACUCUGUGGUCAGGUUCACCUGGGGUGUCUCCAGCAUCAACAACUUCAACGCCGGGGUUGAUUUCUGCGUCAACAACUUUUCCUUCUGGAGUGUCUUCUACUACAUCAACUGUCUCUUCUGGCAUGCCCACUAUGUCAACACCCUGUACAAUGGUGCUUGAUGCUAACGCACCGUCGUGCUCGCUGGAACUAUCCGUCGUGGACGAGGACAAUUGUUCCGCCCCCUGUGACGCUCUGGCAAACUCAAACACUUCAUGGAUUGUACACGUACACCCAGAAGAUAUGAAACCAGUCUAUUUAAACAUUACAUUGUUUAGCGGAAUAACAGUCAACGUGCGAAGUGUCGAGUUCACAAUAACGAACGUGCGUGCUACCGAUCUGUUCAUGUAUACUGACGUCAGUCAAAUGGAACUUGUAUACAUGAAAACGACCAAUCACUCCGACAGUUCUCACAAUCAACUUUUUAAAAUAAACAAAAAUGGAUCCAGUCUAUCCCUGCAUAUUUUACCAGCUGAUGCAACAGCAACAGUUUUCCUCAACAAUUUAAAAAUUGUGACUGACUGCAUGGAUAUCUUACCAAAUAAAUCACAUUGCGUAAUGUGCACUCCAAGCAGAAACGAGGAAACGACAUUAAGGACACCAGGGACAACAGUUACAACAGCACCAGGGGCAGCAGUUACAACAACACCAAAUACAGGAAUUACAACAGCACCAGGGACAGCAGUAACAACAGCACCAGGGACAACAGUUACAACAGUACCAGGGACAGCAGCUACAUCAGCACCAGGGACAACAGUGACAACAGCAACAGGGACAGUAGUAACAACAUCACCAGGGACAGCAGCUACAACAGCAGUUACUGCAGCACCAGGGACUACUGUUACAACAGCAUCAGAGACAGCAGUUACAACAGCACCAGGGACAGGAAUUACAACAGCACCAGGGACAGCAGUUACAACAGCACCAGGAACAAUAAUUACAACACCACCAGGGACAGUAGUAACAACACCACCAGGAACAGUUGGUACAACAGCACCAGGAACAGCAGUUACAACAGCACAAGGGACAGCGGUUACAACAGCACCAGGGACAGGGAUUACAACAGCACCAGGGACAACAGUUGCAACAGCACCAGGGACAGGAAUUACAAAAGCACCAGGGACAGCAGUUACAACAGCACCAGGGACAGGGAUUACAACAGCACCAGGAACAGCAGUUACAACAUCACCAGGGACAGCAGUUACAACAGCACCAGGUACAGAAGUUACAACAUCACCAGGGACAACAUUUGCAACAGCACCAGGGACAACAGUUACAACAGCUUCAGGGACAGGAAUAACAACAGCACCAGGGACAACUGUUACAACAACACCAGGGACAGUAGUAACAACAGCACCAGGGACAGCAGCUACAACAGCUCCAGGGACAGCAGUAACAACAGCACAAGGGAAAGCAUCUACAACAGCACCAGGGACAACUGUUACAACAUCAUCAGGGACAGCAGUUACAACAGCACCGGGGACAGGAAUUACAAUAGCACCAGGGACAGUAGUUACAACACCACCAGGAACAGUUGGUACAACAGCACCAGGUAGAGCAGUUACAACAGCACCAGGGACAGGGAUUACAACAGCACCAGGGACAACAGUUACAACAGCACCAGGGACAGGAAUUACAACAGCACCAGAGACAGCAGUAAUAACAACACCAGGGACAGUAGUUACAAAAGCACCAAUGACAACAUUUACAACAGCACCAGGGACAACACACCAGGGACAGCCAUUACAACAGCACCAGGAACAGCAGCUACAACAGCAGCAGGGACAACACACCGGGGACAGCAGUUACAAAAGCACCAGGGACAGAAGUUACAACAGCACCAGGGACAGGAAUUACAACAGCACCAGGGACAACAGUUUCAAUAGCACCAGGGACAACAGUAACAGCAGCACCAGGGACAGGAGUUACAACAGCACCAGGGACAGGAAUAACAACAGUUACAGCAGCACCAGGGACAACAGUGACAACAGCACCAGGGACAGUAGUAACAUCAGCACCAGGGACAUUAGCAACAACAGCUCCAGGGACAGCAGUAACAACAGCACCAGGGACAGCAGCUACAGCAGCACCAGGGACAACAGUGACAACAGCUCCAGGGACAGCAGUAACAAUAGCACCAGGGACAGCAGCUACAGCAGCACCAGGGACAACAGUAACAACACAACCAGGGACAGCAUUUACUGCAGCACCAGGGACAACUGUUACAACAGCAUCAGGGACAGUAUUUACAACAGCACCAGGGACAACAAUUACAACAUCACAAGGGACAGCAGGUACAACAGCACCAGGGACAGUAGUUACAACAGCACCAGGGACAUCAAUUACAGCAGCACCAUGGACAACAGUUACAGCAGCACCAGGGACAUCAAUUACAGCAGCACCAUGGACAACAGUGACAACAGCACCAGGGACAGUAGUAACAUCAGCACCAGGGACAUUAGCAACAACAGCACCAGGGACAGCAGUAACAACAGCGCCAGGGACAGCAGCUACAGCAGCAGGGACAACAGUUUCAAUAGCACCAGGAACAACAGUUACAGCAGUACCAGGGACAGGAGUUACAACAGCACCAAGGACAGGAAUAACAACAGCACCAGGGACAACAGUUACAGCAGCACCAGGGACAUCAAUUACAGCAGCACCAUGGACAACAGUGACAACAGCAACAGGGAGUAUAGUAGCAUCAGCACCAGGGACAUUAGCAACAACAGCUCCAGGGACAGCAGUAACAACAGCACCAGGGACAGCAGCUACAGCAGCACCAGGGACAACAGUAACGACACAACCAGGGACAGCAGUUACUGCAGCACCAGGGACAACUGUUACACCACCAGGAUCAGUUGCUACAACAGCACCAGGGACAGCAGUUACAACAACACCAGGAACAGCAGUUACAACAGCACCAGGGACAGCAGUUACAACAGCACCAGGAACAGAAGUUACAGCAGUACAAGAGACAACAGUUACCACAGCACCAGGGACAGCCAUUACAACAGCACCAGGAACAGCGGCUACAACAGCAGCAGGGACAACAGUAACAAAAGCACCAGGGACAGCAUUUACAACAGCAGGAGGGACAGCAGUUACAACAGCACAAGGGACAACAGUUACCAGAGCACCAGGGACAGCAGUUACAACACCACCACGGACAGCAGCUACAGUAGCACCAGUGACAACAGUUACAACAGCACCAGGGACAGCAGCAACAGCAGCACCAGGGACAGCAGUUACAACAGCACAAGGGACAGUUGUUACAACAGCACCGGGGACAGCAGUUACAAAAGCACCAGGGACAGCAGUUACAACAGCACCAGGGACAGGAAUUACAACAGCACCAGGGACAACAGUUUCAAUAGCACCAGGGACAACAGUAACAGCAGCACCAGGGACAGGAGUUACAACAGCACCAGGGACAGGAAUAACAACAGUUACAGCAGCACCAGGGACAACAGUGACAACAGCACCAGGGACAGUAGUAACAUCAGCACCAGGGACAUUAGCAACAACAGCUCCAGGGACAGCAGUAACAACAGCACCAGGGACAGCAGCUACAGCAGCACCAGGGACAACAGUGACAACAGCUCCAGGGACAGCAGUAACAAUAGCACCAGGUACAGCAGCUACAGCAGCACCAGGGACAACAGUAACAACACAACCAGGGACAGCAUUUACUGCAGCACCAGGGACAACUGUUACAACAGCAUCAGGGACAGUAUUUACAACAGCACCAGGGACAGCAAUUACAACAUCACAAGGGACAGCAGGUACAACAGCACCAGGGACAGUAGUUACAACAGCACCAGGGACAUCAAUUACAGCAGCACCAUGGACAACAGUUACAGCAGCACCAGGGACAUCAAUUACAGCAGCACCAUGGACAACAGUGACAACAGCACCAGGGACAGUAGUAACAUCAGCACCAGGGACAUUAGCAACAACAGCACCAGGGACAGCAGUAACAACAGCGAUCAGUUGCUACAACAGCACCAGGGACAGCAGUUACAACAACACCAGGAACAGCAGUUACAACAGCACCAGGGACAGCAGUUACAACAGCACCAGGAACAGAAGUUACAGCAGUACAAGAGACAACAGUUACCACAGCACCAGGGACAGCCAUUACAACAGCACCAGGAACAGCGGCUACAACAGCAGCAGGGACAACAGUAA
Messenger RNA from Mya arenaria, 9199 nucleotides. RefSeq lists its product as uncharacterized. Lineage: Eukaryota; Metazoa; Mollusca; Bivalvia; Myida; Myidae. The record is from RefSeq and is a predicted model, not a curated record. Gene Ontology annotation, molecular function: protein binding. Bases 29 to 9199 code for a protein of 3056 amino acids. Gene Ontology annotation, cellular component: extracellular matrix. The transcript is spliced from 39 exons.